GGUUUAUUUGCAGAUAAAAUUAAAAGAAAAAUCUAGCACUACAAAAAAAAAAAGAAAUGCAAUUUCAUAGGAGAAAAAAAACCUGGACCCGAUUAGUCUAUUGGGGGCCCAAUGCCUUCUGUCAGGACUUAACCCCGUCCCGUCUAAGCUUCAUCUUCAUCAAAAUUCAAAACAGAACAGAAAACCCCAAAAAUCUAAAACCCUAGAACGGAAAAAAAUUACAACAAAAAUGAUGAGACGAUUUCUAGCUAGAAAUGCAAUUGCUUACACUCGCAAUCUCCUUCAAUCCUCUUCAAUUCAAGCCUCCAAAACCUCCAAUCCAUCACUCGCCAUUUCAACUCGGUGCAAAUUCAGGUUCUACUCGUCCGAGCCAGACUCGUCCAGUAAACCAUCCCCUGAAUCAGCUCUACUUGCUCAACUUAAAAAGAAGGAUGACUCCAUACAAGUUACUGAUGUCAGUAACAAAGAGCUGAAGGAUCUAAUGGAAAAGUACUUCAAAGGCGACGAGGAGGUGCUUCCUUCCAUUAUGGAAGCAAUUUUAAGCCGAAAGUUUUCAGGGAAGCAUGAGGAGACAGACGAUGAAUUAAUGGAAGAAUUGAGAAUGAAGCCGUUAGAUGAUGUCAAGGACAAAGAGUUUGAAUCGGACUUCGAGGAGUUGUAUAAGACGGAUGAGGAGCUGGAUGAUUUGUAUAAUGCUAAGGAACAUGUGAUGAAGAAAAUGGUGAAAGAUGAAUAUUUUAAUAUGGAUGAUAAGAAAUGGGAUGAGAUGAUUAAGGAGGGGAUGGAACAUGGGUUCUUAAAGGAUACUAGGGAAUGUGAGGCAAUUCUUGAGGAUAUGCUUAGUUGGGAUAAGCUCCUUCCAGAUGACAUCAAGGAAAAAGUGGAAAAGAAGUUUAACGAGUUGGGGGAUAUGUGUGAAAGAGGAGAGCUUGAACCUGAGGAAGCCUAUAAACUUUUCAAGGAAUUUGAGGAUGAGAUGGUUAUGGAAUAUGGAAAGAGAUUGGAAGCUGAGGGUCCCCCACAAUUUGAUGAGACCGCAGUGCCAGACAAGAAAAAGGACUUAGAUGAUCCACCAGGUGAAGGACCAAUUCUUAGGUGGCAAACACGGGUAGUCCUUGCUCCAGGUGGUGAUGCAUGGCAUCCUAAAAACAGAAAAGUGAAAAUGGCUGUUACAGUCAAGGAGCUUGGGCUUUCAAAACAUCAAUUUAAAAGAAUGAGGGAACUGGUCGGAAAACGAUACCAUCCAGGGAGAGAUGAACUUACAAUCAUCAGUGAGAGGUUUGAGCACCGGGAAGAAAACAGAAAAGAUUGCCUUAGAACACUCUAUUCACUCCUUGAGGAAGCUGGGAAAGCAAACAAGUUGGCAGAGGAUGCUCGAGCCUCAUAUGUCAAGGAAAGACUUAGAGCUAAUCCAGCUUUCAUGGAGAGGCUGCGUGCCAAGGUAAUGAGGCAAGCAUCUAACACCAUCUCUACAUGAUAAUACCUGUGGAGGAUUGAAACUUGAGGUUCAGGAAAUUCCUCAACACUUCAGUUUCUUUUUUCGUGGUUACCAUCUUUUCAAAGAAAAUUAUUUGGAAACUGGAAAAUAUUGUUCCUUGAUGUAACUUAGGGGCAAAAUAUUUGCAUGUCUUUGUACAUGCACUCUUAGAUUUUGCGAGUUGUUGACGUAGCCAAUCAAUCAAUAGACGUCCUCGGUGGUGAUAAAAUUCACUGUUUGGCCACUUAUUCUUUUCAAGACAGAUAUCGCCAUUUACUUUGUAUUAUGUUAUGUAUAGCUUUUCUGAAUAAUCGAUUCUAUUGCUUCUUGGUGA
Ricinus communis (castor bean) is the source of this 1811-nucleotide messenger RNA. RefSeq lists its product as uncharacterized. The coding region runs from base 230 to 1477 and encodes 415 amino acids. The transcript is spliced from 4 exons. Gene Ontology annotation, cellular component: mitochondrial small ribosomal subunit. NCBI's taxonomy places the organism in Eukaryota, Viridiplantae, Streptophyta, Magnoliopsida, Malpighiales, Euphorbiaceae. Gene Ontology annotation, biological process: mitochondrial translation. Gene Ontology annotation, molecular function: structural constituent of ribosome. The record is from RefSeq and is a predicted model, not a curated record.